Messenger RNA from Leguminivora glycinivorella, 3829 nucleotides. RefSeq names its product protein RRP5 homolog (gene Rrp5). The coding region runs from base 83 to 3763 and encodes 1226 amino acids. The record is from RefSeq and is a predicted model, not a curated record. Gene Ontology annotation, biological process: rRNA processing. The transcript is spliced from 20 exons. Gene Ontology annotation, molecular function: protein binding; RNA binding. NCBI's taxonomy places the organism in Eukaryota, Metazoa, Arthropoda, Insecta, Lepidoptera, Tortricidae. Gene Ontology annotation, cellular component: nucleolus; nucleus; small-subunit processome.
AACGGAUUAUAACCUCUAAAAUUCGCGUGUAUACAUCUGCAGCAUAUCUGCAGGUUACUCAUGUAAAAUAACAAAUAUAAAAAUGACCGAAGAAUACUUUCCUCGUGGCGGAAAAAAGCCUAAUGUGACAUAUUUUAAGCAAAGUAGUAACUUUUUAGGUGCUGCAGAAAAAGGUCAAGGAAAGAAGAAAAAACAAAAGAAAAGACCAGAAAAUGAUGAUGGAUACUUAUCUGAUGAAGCGGUUAAGGAAGUGGAUCAGUCAUACAAAAUGUGCGCAGCAAGCAUUGGCUAUAAGACACUGAAACCCGGUCUCAAUCUGCUUGGGCGAGUAUGCAAAGUGCUGGAUACAAAGCUGCGCAUCGCUAUGCCCAGCAAGACCGAGGGCAAUGUCAUGGCCUGCCACAUCAGCGAGCCCUACAACAAGAUUCUGGAGGCUUAUGUUAAUGAUGAGACGGAGAAAGUGCGAGAACUGCCGGAGAUGUUCAGUCUGGGGCAGUAUGUGGCGGUCCAAGUGCUGGAGGCAGACGGGGGCAGCGAGGGUGUCAUGCUGUCCAUGAUGCCGCAGCAUGUCAACUCAGGGCGGACACACUCUGACCUAUUAAAGGGUGACAUUCUCCAAGCAGCAGUGUCGUCGGUGGAGGACCAUGGUUAUGUGAUGGACAUUGGCAUAUCCAACACAAGGGCUUUCCUACCUAAAGCUGAAUCAAAUCCAGAAAUUGAAUUAGAUACUGGCAUGUUGAUCUGGACAAGUGUGAAGUCAGUAACAACAUCGGCAGACAACAGUAUCGUCUCGCUGAGCGCUACUCCGGCCGCGCUACAGAAGGCGCUGCGCCGCAAGAAGCCCGCUAAUCUCGAGAAGUGCUUGUUGCCCGGCACUGCAGUAGAGUUCACCGUCGACAAGCCGCUGGACAACGGCAUCGAGGGCCGCGUGCUGGACGCCACGGCGUACGUGCAGCGCUUCCACGCCGACCGCAGCAAGGACAAGAAACCCGCGCUCGGACAAAAGAUCCGAGCUCACGUGUUGUACGUGAUGCCGACUCGCAACGCUCCCUACCUCACGACCAGGAAUAUCUUCGAGAGCGCGCGACCGAACCUAGAAGAAGAGAUCAAACUGAAGGAUGGCGACAUUGUCGAGGAAGCACAGGUGCUGAAGAUCGCCGGGCGCUCGAUCCACUUCAAGCUGGGCAAGAAGUGCGUCGGGACGAUGAGCCUGCGCCGCGUCGCCGUGCACGAGGACCUCAGCGACGAGCAGGUGGUGGCGCAGUCCUACCCCAUCGGCAGCACCCACCGCGUCCGCGUGAUAACCUACAACCUGUCUGACUACAUCUACCACGUGACCGACGAGACCAAACUGCUCACCGAGAAAUACUUCUGCCACUCGCAGCUCUCUGUCGGCCAGCUGGUCACUGGCGCCGUCCGCACUGUAGCCGACAACCACGUCACUGUCACUGUGGGCCGCCUGUCAGGCUAUGUACCGCAACUACAUCUUUCGGACGCGGGCGUCUACGUGGAUCCUAAGAAGGCGACCACCUCCAAACUGACUAAAAAGAAGUACAAGGUGGGGCAAGAAGUAAACGCGCGCGUGCUAUCCGUGGACGCCGCUAAACAAACGCUGAUGCUGUCUCUCAAGCCGUCGCUCGUGGCGGCUGGUGCUGCGCUACUGACCUCCUACGAGGCAGCGCAGGUCGGCAAGGCCUACACGGGGGUUAUAAAGGUGGUAAAAGACUUCGUGCUAGUGUCCUUCCUGAACGAAGUGGUAGCGUACGUCCCCCGCAACCAAGUCUCCCGGACACCCGUCGCUAACCUGACCCAGGCCUUCCACCCGGGGCAAGUUGUAACUUGUACUGUGCUGCAAGUCGACGCUCAGAACAAGAAGAUGCUGGGAAGUCUGACGAUUGAACCUUUCUGGCCGGCGAAACGUAGUCCUAUAAACGUGAAACGCAAAAAUGAAACUGAAAACCACGAAGUGCCCAACAAGAAGCGUAAAUCUAGUGAAUCUGAAGACACUGACACAAAUACAGUAAAGAAAAAGAAAGAUAAGAAAAGUAAGGCAAAAGAAGUUUCAGAGGAUAGCGACGCUGAAGACGCGGAGCCUAAAAAGAAAAACAAAGAUAAAAAGAAUAAAAAGGAGAAAAAAGUAAAAGAGGUAUCAGAAGAAAGCGACGCUAUAGAGACAGACAUACAUGAAGACAGUGACCAAGUACUAAAACCAGAAGACCUAGCUCUUAUAGACUUAUCGGACUGUGAAACAGCUAGACAGUGGAAGAAACGAGUAAUAUCUCUAAUGAAAUCCAUCAAAUGUAGAGUACUUAGGAUAAAACGGAUAGACAAAAAGAUAGUAAAAAUAGAAGAACAAGGUUUGUCAGCUAAAAAUAAGAAAUUUCACACAGCCAUGCAUCAAGAAAAGUUAGUUAUCGAAGAGAGAAUAAAGAAAUUAAUGGAAGCUAUGAAGACCGCUCAAGAAAAGUUGAAAGAAUUUGACGAAGAAGAAUACAGAGAUCCUAAUUACAAAGAGAAGCAGAAAAAGAAAAAAGAGGGGAAAAAUCCCAAUAAAGAAGAUGAUUCUUCUGAAGAAGAGGCAGUUCCCGAAAAGAAAAGUAAAAAGAAGGAUAAACUAAAAGAGAAAGAAGCUGAUAAACCUAAAGAAGAGACAAAAGGCAAGAAAAGGAAACAAGAUAAGAAUAAGGAAGUUAAAGAAGUAGUAGAUAAGAGUAAAGAGAUUAAGGUGGUGGAGAGUUUGGAGCCGGCGCUUGAGGUGCCGAGCGCUAAGGACUUCUGGGCGGAGAGUGACAACCAGGCCAGCAAGGUGGAAGAGUCCUCCAGCAGCAGUGAGGAUGAGGAAGCCGAGCAGCCCAAAAAGAAGCGGAAGAAGCUGACAGCCGCCGAGAAAGUAGCGAAAGCCCGCGCCGAGGAGGAACACCUUCGCGAGUUGGAACGUCGCGCCGUCGAGAGCGAAGCGCAGCCGAGGAGCUCAGACCAGUUCGAGAGGGCGCUGCUGGCCAACCCUAACUGCAGCCAACUGUGGAUCGCGUACAUGGCCUUCCAUCUGCAGGCGACAGAAAUCGACAAGGCGCGCGCGGUGGGCCGCAAGGCGCUCAACACCAUAUCUUUCCGCGAGGAGGAUGAAAAGCUCAACGUCUGGCUCGCUAUGCUCAACGUCGAAAACCGGUUUGGCACAAAGGAGUCCCAACAAAAAACACUAGAAGAAGCCCUCCAAAUGAACGACACCUUCAAAGUCCACUCCAAGCUGCUCGACAUCUACGUGGACACCUCCAAGCAUCAAGAACUUUCCUCACUCGUCGAUCUCAUGCUGCGGAAAUAUAAGAGAAAUCCUACCAAUUAUAUACAGUGCGGGGCGGCGUGCUUCAAACUAGGGCUUGUGGAUAAAGCUAGGCAUGUGAUGCAGAAGGCGGUCAGCGUUUUGGAGAAGAAAGAACAUGUAACCGUCUUAGUCCAGUUCGCCCUGCUAGAACGAACCCACGGCGAGCGCGAGCGCGCAGAGGCGCUGUUCGAGCAAGUGCUCGCCGUGUACCCGCAGCGCCUCGACGUGUGUGCUGCGUACGCGGACAUGCUCGCUAAAGACCGCGACAUACAGGCUGUCAGGCAAGUAAUGGAGCGCAUGACGUCCCAGAAACUCCCAGCGCGUAAGAUGAAGACGUUAUUCAACAAGUGGUCGGAGCUGGAGGAGCGCAUCGGCGACGCCGACCGCGCCGAGCAAGUGCGGGAGCGCGCCGUCAAGUUUAUGGAGACCGCCAAGUUUUAAACAUACAUAGGGCAGUGUUGUCAUGUGACAUAAAUGUGAUAAGAAAUAAAUGCAUUGUUUUAAUUA